AUGUCUUCAACUUUUAAUAUUAGUUUAAAUAUAAAUGUAAAUAAAAUGUCAUCGAUUGAAAUUAAUAUAUUAUAUAUAAUAACAAUAACUGGAAUAUAUUUGUUAAUAAUAGCUAUAUAUAAAAUGAAAUCUUCAUGUUUUUUAUUUCAUCAUUGUAUUAUUUGUUUAAUAUUAUCAGUAUUAUGUUUACCGUAUUUAUUAAGUUUUUCAAAUUAUUCAAUACGAUGUGAUUAUUUAGGCAAUAUACAAGUUACUUGUGUUACAGCUCAAUUAUUGAAUAUGGCUGCUAUGGUUGCUAAUGAAGCUUAUACAUUUGAAGAUCUUAUUCAUCAAGAUUUAUCAUUAAAUAAUUCUCAUUCUCAUUCACAUUCACAUUCACAACAAAAUUCUCAUAGUUAUUAUCAAUAUCAAUUAAAACAAUCAAAUAAAUCAACUAUUUCAUGUGGUUGUCUUUCUUUUGGAAUUUUAAUUAUUUGGUUUUCAUCAGUUAUACUUCAUUUAGGUAUAACAAUGAUUGGUAGUGAAUCGAAAUCGUAUUAUGAUAAUGAUGGACAAUAUUGUAAUUUUAUAAUUCGAGAUAUUCGUGGAUAUGUAUUAACAUUAAUGUGGAUUAUAAUAACAAUAUUUUCAUUAAUGAUAACCAUUCGAUAUAUUCAUAAAAUUUUAAGUGAAGUAUCAUUGAAACGUCGAAAUAAUCAACCAUUACUUUCAUUAGCUAUUCUUGGCCAAUAUCAUGGACAAACAAUUGCAACGAAAGAUAUUCUUAUGCAACAAAUUCAAUUGAGAAUUAAACUUAAUAUACUACUUAUUGUAUUAUUUAUUAUUUUUUGGUUUCCAUUAUUUAUUGUUACUUUAUGUGACAUUAAAUUUAAAAUAAGUGAACAAAUACUGAGGUAUUUAUUGUUACUUGCUUGGUCGAAUUCUUCCAUAUCUCCAUUAACAUAUUGUUUAUUAUUACCAAAAUGUAAUUAUUUAUGUAGAUUAUGUUGUCAAAAGGAUCGUUCAACAACAUAUGAUUCUUUAACAUCAUACUAUAAUAGAAUUGGUGACCGAUUUCAUGAUAUUGGAAAAUGGGAUCAAUAUGAUCAAGAUAAUCAACAAAUAAAUAAAUUGAAUAAAACAUCUCAAAUAAAUUCUCAUAAUUUAGAUAAUGAUAUUCAUCUUGAAACUGAUUUUGAUGUUGAUCAUGAACAUUUAAAUGAACAUAAAUUUCGAAAAAAACUUACUUUUGAAAAUCAAUACAAAUUAAAUGAAUUUCGUCCUAAUCAUUCAAAUCUAUAUAAUACAAAAUCAAGUUCACUUAUUGUUAAAGAAAUAUCAAAUAAUAAAGAUGAUAAUUCGUCAUCAUCACUAUCAUCGUUAACAACUAUAACAAAUAAACAAGAUCAUUUAUCAAAUGGAUUAAUUGUUACUAGUAUUAAAAACGUCCAUUUAUGA
Molecule: messenger RNA, 1437 nt
Organism: Rotaria socialis
Lineage: Eukaryota; Metazoa; Rotifera; Eurotatoria; Philodinida; Philodinidae
Source: the annotation of a GenBank genome assembly